Molecule: messenger RNA, 1023 nt
Organism: Lactuca sativa (garden lettuce)
Lineage: Eukaryota; Viridiplantae; Streptophyta; Magnoliopsida; Asterales; Asteraceae
Product: putative sugar phosphate/phosphate translocator At5g25400
Source: RefSeq, a predicted model, not a curated record
AUGAAAACUUUAACAUUCCUAUUAUCUAUCCCUUAUAGAUUUUACAUUUAUCUCUCUGUUUCUUUCAUUCAAAUGCUCAAAGCUUUAAUGCGUGUCGCCGUUUACUCCAUCGGCGUUUUGUUGAAAAAAGACGGGUUUAAAGGCGAUACCAUGACUAACAUGCUAUCGAUCUCCUUCGGUGUCGCCAUUGCCGCUUACGGCGAAGCUAAAUUCAAUAGCUGGGGUGUCAUGUUACAGCUUGGUGCUGUUUGUUUCGAGGCUACCCGAUUAGUUUUGAUUCAGAUCUUGUUGACUUCUAAAGGCAUUACAUUCAAUCCAAUUACUUCUCUUUACUAUGUCGCUCCUUGUUGUUUUGCCUUCUUAUCUAUCCCUUGGAUCAUCGUUGAGUUUCCCAAACUCAGAGAUACCUCAAGUUUCCAGUUUGAUUACCUCAUCUUUGGAACAAAUUCUUUGUGUGCAUUCGCUUUGAAUCUUGCUGUGUUUUUACUUGUUGGAAAGACUUCAGCAUUGACGAUGAAUGUGGCCGGAGUUGUCAAAGAUUGGUUGUUGAUUGUGUUUUCUUGGUCUGUGAUCAAGGACACUGUGACCCCCAUUAAUCUACUCGGUUAUGGCAUUGCUUUCUUGGGUGUUGCUUAUUAUAAUCAUGCGAAAUUACAGGCACUUAAGGCUAAAGAAGUAGAAAAGAAGGCAACCCAGGUUGAUGAUGAAUCUGGUAAACUGUUAGAGGAGAAAAGUGCAGAAAAAUCUUCAGACAAUUGAUAUAUGAUUGGUUUAAGCCUAAUUACACAAAUUAGGAAAGGGAAUCAAGAUUAUGAGUUAGAAGCCCUAGAAUCUUUUUUUUGGUGUAUUUGUUAGUAAGUUAUUUAUAUGUGAUUUAACGUUUAUUUAUUUGAUGUUAUAUUGGGGUUUUGAGAGUAUUGAACUCUUGGUGCCAAUAUGUGCAAGUGACUAGAGAAAAAGACUUGUCUUUUAUAUGUUAUUUAUAUUUAAAGAUCCUUCAUUUGGUAAUGUAUUUAUCUCAAA